Messenger RNA from Micropterus salmoides (largemouth bass), 1816 nucleotides. Its product is annotated as transcription factor Sox-8-like. Bases 45 to 1586 code for a protein of 513 amino acids. Gene Ontology annotation, cellular component: nucleus. Gene Ontology annotation, biological process: morphogenesis of an epithelium; negative regulation of transcription by RNA polymerase II; neural crest cell development. Lineage: Eukaryota; Metazoa; Chordata; Actinopteri; Centrarchiformes; Centrarchidae. The transcript has 3 exons. Gene Ontology annotation, molecular function: DNA-binding transcription factor activity, RNA polymerase II-specific; RNA polymerase II cis-regulatory region sequence-specific DNA binding. The record is from RefSeq and is a predicted model, not a curated record.
GUCACACUUUGACUGGCUGUGGAAGGGGUGUGGGAAGAAAUGUAAUGCAAGAAAUUUGGGGAUUUUACUUAAUUUCGAGGGGAAACAUAUUAUAUAUAUCCCACACAGUCGUGCACUUUUACGCACUUGGAGAGUUCCUCGGGAAUCCGGCCGAUAUAAAAACUUUUUAUCCGCCAACAAUGACAGAAGAGAACAUGUCCUUGACGGACCAUCCACGCAGUCCAGUGGGCAGCGACAGCUCGAUGUCCCAGCAUCGUUCGGAUUCAGAGUCCCCGACCUCUCCAGCAGUGUCCGACGCACAGGACGCAGCUCGCCCGCCCGGGAUUACGCACAAACCGGAGAGCAGCGUGGAGAAUGAUCGCUUCCCCGCCUGCAUCCGAGACGCGGUGUCUCACGUGCUGAAAGGUUACGACUGGUCGCUGGUACCGAUGCCCUCUCAAGGGGAGAGAGGGCUGAAGAGCAAACCUCAUGUGAAACGGCCGAUGAACGCGUUCAUGGUUUGGGCGCAGGCAGCGCGGAAGAAGCUGGCUGACCAGUAUCCUCAUCUACACAACGCUGAGCUCAGCAAGACUCUGGGCAAACUGUGGCGACUUCUCUCUGAAACAGAGAAACGUCCCUUCAUUGAGGAGGCAGAGAGACUGAGGCUGCAGCACAAGAAAGACUACCCAGACUACAAGUACCAGCCUCGGAGACGUAAGAGCUCCAAACCGGGACAGGGGGACUGUAGACCCAGACUGGUCCAGCAGCAGCAUCAGCAGGGCUUGUACAAGACAGAACCAGGGGAAGGGCACCAUCAUCCAGACAGGACAGGUCAGUCUCAUGGACCUCCAACGCCUCCCACUACCCCUAAAACCGAACUUCACAUGGGGAACAAACAUGGGGGCCACCUCCCUGCAGACAGCAGCACCGGCUCUGCUCCUCCCGCCAGCCGCCAGAACAUUGACUUCAGCAACGUGGACAUCUCAGAGCUCAGCACUGAUGUCAUCAGCGCCAUAGACGUAUUUGAUGUCCACGAGUUUGACCAGUACCUCCCUCCCAACAGCCACGGCUCCACUGUUCUGACCCCACCUGAUACCAGCCACGGACAUAAUAACCCUUCUGGAUCCUUCAUCCUACCCAGCAUCCAUUCUCACUCCCACAGCAUUUCCACUUGGACCCCCAAAAGUGGGACUUCCCCUGGAAUGCCACCAUCCUCUUCCAGUUGUGACAGGCAUGGGCACCCCCAGGACCCCAUCCAAAGACCUCAGAUUAAAAUUGAGCAGCUGAGUCCAGGUCACUACAGCAGCUCCUCCACUCCUGAACUACCACAACAACCUGAGCACACCUCCCUCGGUUCAGGAGUCUGCCCUUUAUCCACUUCCUCCUCAACCUCCAUCAACCAAUCUGACUACACUGACCUUCAAAGCUCCAGUUUCUACAGCGCCUACUCUGGGUACCCUGCCGGUCUGUAUCAGUACCCGUACUUUCACUCCUCUCGCAGACCUUAUGCCACACCGCUUAUCAACAGCUUGGCCUUGGCACCACCUCCGCACAGUCCUCCCUCUGGCUGGGAGCAGCCUAUCUACACAACACUCACCAGGCCUUGAAGAGUCAAAAGUGUGACCCUAAUGACUACUCACACUCAGACAGUGGCCUACUUCAGUGACUUAUAAGACAAUGUUUGGAUAUUUGAUGACUUCAGAGUUAAGGUUUUGACCAGUAUGGAUUUCUGAAGGACACUGCUGAUGUUGGCCAAAGCUUCAAUGGCGUAUGUUCUGCAGCAGUAUAUUACAUUUGUUCAUUUUCAUGAAAAAUAAAAUCUUAAGAUUUACAAAUA